Molecule: messenger RNA, 3015 nt
Organism: Scophthalmus maximus (turbot)
Lineage: Eukaryota; Metazoa; Chordata; Actinopteri; Pleuronectiformes; Scophthalmidae
Gene: zbtb25
Product: zinc finger and BTB domain containing 25
Exons: 2
Coding region: 1087-2454 (455 amino acids)
Biological process (GO): regulation of transcription by RNA polymerase II
Cellular component (GO): nucleus
Molecular function (GO): RNA polymerase II cis-regulatory region sequence-specific DNA binding; protein binding; DNA-binding transcription factor activity, RNA polymerase II-specific
Source: RefSeq, a predicted model, not a curated record
ACGAGAGAGACAGACAGACAGACAAGACAGAUGAGAGACAGACGAUAACAGACAGACAUCGUGAUCAUUGAUUAUUUUAUAAUAUAAUAUUAUUCAUUUAUAUUAAAAAAUGGAUGAAUAAAGUCGAAUUCUCUCCUGAUCCAUUAUUGAUCAUUGAUUAAAUGUCGGUAGCUAAGAACGGUCGGGUCACGUGACCGGCCCCUUUGACCCUUCCUCUCGCGAGACGUGACGCGGCUUUUCGCGAGAUCACCUCUGCAGCAACAAAUCGGCUCCGGUGCUGAGACAAUCUGCUCCUUUCUGCGGUAAGAGUCUGAUUAACGGCGGCGGGCACGGCGCGCGUGCACGGCGCACACAGACAGAAGGGCGUGGAGGGGCGUGCGCACGCGCCCGAGUGCGAGUGAUGAGAAUGAAGAGGUGCGUGCAACUGAAUGUGGAGGAGACAGAGGAUGGAGGAGGCUGCAGCCCGAUGCGCGCGACACCACGUGCACGCGCUGUGCCGUGCUGUUGUUUGGUCGCACGAGCGUCCGGUUUCCGGUGUGUGGAUCAGAGACGCCCCCCCGCCCCCACGUGUGUGUGUGUCAGGUGCUGCUUCACGUGCAGGUGACCUUCACAGAUGUCAGAGGUCACCUGCCCAGGCGUUGACCUCUGGUUCAUGACCUUAUUACACCUGAGCUCAGGUCGAAGGUGGGCGGAGUUUUGAUGAGCACAAUGUGACUUCACCAAUCCGUUUCUGCCCCCCCCUCCCGAAGCUGUCAGCAUGUAAGGAUGAUGACAUCAUUAAUCAAUCUGAUUGAUUGACAGAACAUUAAAACCAUGUGUUUUUUAUCGUAAACUUCACGUCCGUCAGUUCGUACGAACACAGCGUCUUACUGAAGGUGUGUAGACGUGAUGAGUGACAUCUGAACGUGCACGGGGAUAAUUAACGCCCCAAUAUGACCAUAUAAGGUCAUGAAGUGAUGAUUCAUGAAAAUGUCAUCAAAGAGUAAAAUGAAGAAGUUUGAAGAUUAAAGUUUUGUUUUCACAGAUUCACAUAGUUAAAGUCACUUUAUUGUCCUCAGGACCCGUUUAUGUCCUCAGGACCCAUUCAUGUCCUCAGGACUCGUUCUUGUCCUCAGGACUCGUUCUUGUCUUCCAGACAUGGAGGUGUCGUCUCACAGCCUCUUCCUGCUGCAGCAGCUCAACGUUCAGAGAGAGUUCGGCUUCCUGUGCGACUGCACCGUCGCCAUCGGUAACGUCUACUUCAAAGCUCACCGCGCCGUGCUCGCCGCCUUCUCCAACUACUUCAAGAUGAUCUUCAUUCACCAGUCCAGUGAGUGUAUAAAGAUCCAGCCCACUGACAUCCAGCCGGACGUCUUCAGCUACCUGCUGCACAUCAUGUACACCGGCAUGUGUCCCAAACAGCCGGUGGACCAGAGCCGGCUGCAGGACGGCAUCAAGUUCCUCCACGCCUACCAGCUGUGCCGGAAACCGGACGAGGGCGCCGCCGACGCCACCGCAGACGCCACCGCAGACGUGGUCCGCAUGUCCAACCUGUACGGCAUUCAGAUCUCCUCCCAGCUGGCCAACAAGGACGCAUCUGGAGUCCCCAAGACCACCAUAAUGUCCCGAGGUGCCCUGGAGGACGGACGCUCCUCAGGCCGGGGGGGGCGGUCCCACUCACAGCUGUCCCUCACCAUUGGACUGGAGGGGGUCCCAUCGGACCGCCAGGCCUCAGCACUUCGAAGCGUCUGCUCAGUGGCGUCCGGAGACGACUCGGACAUUUCGACAAGAAUCAAGCAGGAGCGGGUGGAGGAGGAGGACGCCGAGAGAGAGGAGGUGCUGGAGUGCAGCAGUCCCAGUCUCCACCCCCUUGUCCUGCUGUGUCCACGCUGUGGAGAGCACUGCUCGUCCCCCGAAGGCCUCCGGGAACAUCUGUUCAGCCACGCCCUCGACCCCGCCCACCUGGAGGAGGGGCUGGACGCCGGCGUGGAGGAAGGGCCGCCGGGGGGGCGGGAGCAACUGGACGCAGGAUGUCUGGAGGAGGCGCUGAGGCAGAGUCAGGCGCUGGCCAAUCAGCUUGCUGCUGAGCUGAGGAGGAGUCGGGGGGGAGGAGGGGGGAGCAGCCUCGCCCCCUCCCCCGCUGUCAUGCACUCCCGUAAACGUAAGAUCGCCUGCGCCGUGUGCAGCCUGCGCUUCUCCCACAAGAGCCAGCUGCAGGAGCACAUGUACACCCACACGGGCAAACCGUCCCGCUACCACCGCUACAACCGCCUCUGCAGCCAGCUCUUCCAGGCCUCCGCCCACUUCUGUGAGGGCGCCGCCGAGCCAGGGGGAGGGGGCAGGGCUCCGGCCUCAGCCGCCGCCGCCGCGCUCUCUGAGGAGACCAACAGGGACGCUCAGGACAAUGGCAGCUCCUGCUACUCCCUGGACUCUGAGGUCUCCCAGGAGAGCGUGGAGGGCGUGUCCGUGGAGUGAUGUCAUCAGGUGAUGUCAUGGAGAAAUGUUUCACCACAAGAUGGCGAGACUGAGCACAGAGGUGGUUCUGUUGUCAGAUCGUCAAGAGACGAUCCUGGAGUGUUCUGGACCUGUGCAGGUGUGUGUGUGUGUGUGUGUGUGUGUGUGUGUGUGUGUGUGUGUGUGUGUGUGUGUGUGUGUGUGUGUGUGUGUGUGUGUGAGAGUGAGUGAGUGAGUGAGUGAGUGAGUGAGUGAGUGAGUGAGUGAGUGAGUGAGUGAGUGAGUGUGUGUGUGUGUGUGUGUGUGUGUGUGUGUUUGUGUGUGUGUUGCGUGUGUACGUCAUGUGAUCAUCCUGCGAGGAUCAGCUGAGGCUUUGUUCCCAACUUCAUCUCCUCUAUAAGACAAUCAAUCAAUCAAUCAAUCAACCAAUCAAUCCACUCACUGAUGAAGUCUGUCCAUCACAUUGAUAAUGAUGUUAUUGAUUAUUGAUCGUGGACGCCUGAUGGUUCAGUCUGUCUGUCGACGUGUUUCUUUUUCAUCGUCAAUACGAUUUGUAAAUAAACGUCUUUUCCACCAAUCAGA